Molecule: messenger RNA, 1385 nt
Organism: Brassicogethes aeneus
Lineage: Eukaryota; Metazoa; Arthropoda; Insecta; Coleoptera; Nitidulidae
Source: the annotation of a GenBank genome assembly
AGUAUACACCUUAGUUUAAGUAAAACCAUACGUAAUUAAAUAUAGUUAUAGCAUUUUUUAAUAAUCUGUCUUGGGACUACUAGGGAACCCACAGCUAGCGAUGAAGCAUAUUACAAGAGCAGAUUUCAUACCAAAAGUGGAAAGCAACCUUACAAAAAGGUUUAUAUUGGGAAUAACAAUGGUUACCGGAUUCAGCCUCAUAAUAUACGGGGGACCCCUCACUAUAAUGCUCAUGAUCACUUUGGUGCAGUUCAAAUGUUUCGAGGAAAUUAUGAAUUUAGCGUACGAAGCGAAAAAAUUACCAAAAGAAUCCAAAUUAAGAAGGAUAAAUAUUUACUUUGUUUUGGUGGGGAAUUAUUUUUUCUAUGGGGAGGUAUCGAAGAUACACUUCAAGGUUUUUGCUGAUACUUUUGCUACCGUGAGGUUCUUAGUGAGUUAUCACAGUUUUAUUUCGUUUUGCGCCUAUUUAUUUGGGUUUAUUUGGUUCGUUACCAAUGUCAAAAAAAAUGAGCUGAGGAAACAGUUCAGCUUAUUUUUCUGGACACAUUUCCUGAUACUUAUAAUCGUGGUACAAGCAAGUUUACUGGUGAAUAUAGUUUUCGAGGGUUUAAUAUGGAAUGUGGUUCCUAUUUCGUUGGUGGUACUCAACGAUAUAUUCGCUUUUAUAUUUGGAAAGCUCUUGGGCAAAACCCCCUUAAUCAAAUUAUCUCCAAAGAAAACUAUGGAGGGUUACAUCUUCGGUGCUUUUGGUACAGUUCUAAUGGGUUUAUUAUUAUCCCAAUUUCUUUGCCAGUUUGACUUCUUCACAUGCCCAAUAGAGUAUAUGAACACUUCAAGCGGUAUAAGUAUGAAUACAAAUUGUAAUUCCACCUACAUUUUUUCACCAAUUGACUUUUAUGGUAUCCACUCCUACCCCUUCGUCUUUCACUCCUUAGUAAUAUCGGUUUUUGCGAGCAUUAUUGCGCCUUUUGGAGGUUUUUGUGCAUCAGGUUUUAAAAGAUCGAUGAAAGUCAAGGAUUUUGGAGAUAUUAUUCCAGGACAUGGUGGUAUGAUGGACAGAAAUGAUUGUCAAUUUCUAAUGGCCACUUUUGUGCAUGUCUACAUUAAUACUUUCAUCAAGAACACCAACUAUAAUGAUAUAAACAAAAUCUUCCAGAAAUUGUUGUAUAUGAAUGAGGAAAGCCAACUCGAGUUUUAUUAUUUAUUAGAAAAUCACAUUCGACACAAUGUAAAUAGUUCCAUAAGUUUUUAAAACAAUUAUAUUUGUAUUAUAUUUUAUAAGACUGACUUUGUAUACGUACUCACAACUUUUUAAUAUACCUACCAUUGUAUAUCUUUGAAUUAUUUUUAUUAGUUUAAAAAAACACAAAACAAUUUAAUUAAAA